GAGGGUGGGGCCGAUGGGCGGGGCCAACCUAUUGAACUAGCCCCUCCUUGUCUGGUCUCUGUCUGUUCCAUUUGCUAAGCAGGUGAGCGGCUGGCUGGAAGCGCUGGAAGGGAGGCUUUAAAACAAAAAGUUGCUUGCAAGCUCUCCCAACUCCUAAAGACGACAAACUGCAGGCCAAGUCGCUCCUCCAGAGCUUGCCAAGAGAGCCCAACAGGUUGGCUGUGUGGUUGGGAGCAGCCUUUCCGUGCGGCGGCCCGCAACCCCAGGCCCAACAGCAGCCAUUUUCACCACUUGUCUGCACAGCCGUGAGUGUUGUGAGUGAGGCCUAGUUUCAGGCUUUGAAGCUAACCUUCCCUGGCAGAGGUAAAAUGGCGACUUCACGCCGUGGGAGGGGGGAAGUUGAGCGCACUAGGCUUCGGGAGGCCCCUGAAAAUUUCCAGCGAGGGGUAGGUCUGGAAGGAGCCCCCAAAGAUCCUCAAGCAAGCCAGGCCAGACAUGUCGGGCGACACCCAGAUACACCAAUGAUCUGCCAAGAGGUCGAACCGAAACCAGAUGAGAAUUCCUAUUAUCAUUGGGAGUCGGAGUUCCAAGAGUUUCUGGAAGGCUCCGUCUGGGAGGAGCAGAACCUGGCAGAGCUGACCCCGUUGGCCGACACCCGAGCUUUCCUUGCCUCCUUUGAGCAGGUUGCUGUGGCUUGCCGGUGGCCGAGGAGAGAGUGGGUGACCCGGCUGCUGCCAGCCCUCAGCGAGGAAGCCGAGAAGGCCCUUGCCGUCCUGGACGCCAAAGACCGGGAAGACUUCCGGAAGGUCAAGGUGGCCAUUUUGCGGCGGGAAGCCACAGCCCGGGAAAAAAAGCACCAAGAGUUCCGCCGCUUCUGCUACCAAGAGGCCAACGGCCCCCGGGAGGUCUACGCCCGGCUCCAGGAGCUGUGCCACCAAUGGCUGAACGUGGAAAAGAGCACCAAGGAGCAAAUCUUGGAGGUGCUCAUCCUGGAGCAGUUUGUGAACGUCCUGCCGAAGGAAAUGCAGUAUUGGGUCAAGGAGCGGGGGCCAGACAGCUGUUUGCACGCUGUGGCCCUGGCAGAGGAUUUCCUGAGACGGUUGCAAGCGGCUGAGAAGGGAGGAGAGCCGGAGGCAGAAGAGGCGGUUCCGAGUGUUUCUAAGAGACAGGAGGUUCAACUGGAAAUGGUGCCAAUCCAAAGAGGGGCUAAGAGGGAGACGGUUGUGGAGUCCAGCUCAUCGUCACGUAAGGCCUACUCAGCAGGUAAUGGGCAAGCCAGUGUGAGCAAGAAGAAGCCUCUCCAGUGGGGCCGGUAUGGGGAAGUGAAGCUGCGAGCCAGGUUCCCCGGAAGAGCCAGCACAGUCCUCCCCUACCGCUGGAAGCAAGGUGGCAGUGUCCAGGAGCAUCGUCGCUCAGAGAGGCUGAGGAGAACCCAUUUGCCAGACCUGGCUGAGGUGCCCCCUUCUCCUCCUUCCCCUCCUCCUCCUCCCCCUUCUCCUCCUCCUCCUCCUCGUGAGGUCAGGCCAAAGCAGGCUUCCCUCCUCCAGGGCACCAUCCUGAAGGACCAGCUGAAGAUCUGUCCAGAUUGCAACCGGGGCUUCAACGGGAUGGCGAGCUUCCUCCGUCACCGGAUCCUUCACACUGGGGAGAAGCGCUACGAGUGCUGCUUCUGUGGGAAAGGGUUCUGUUGGCGCUCGGAUCUGGUCCGGCACGAGUGCAAGCACACGGGGAAGAAGCCCCACGAGUGCUCUUUCUGCGGGGAAGGCUUUGACCGCAAGUGGCAGCGGGUGAAGCACCAGCUGAUCCACACAGGGGGUAAACCGAAGCUGUGAUUGGCACAUGACGCGGUGGGAGGGAGCAGGGCAGGAUUAUCAGGGCAGGGAAAAUGUCACUGCUGGUCGCAUCUAACUAGGGCUGGUUCAGAGGACAAUUUUGGCUGGCUUGCACCUGUGCAGAAUUAAAAUUGGCCUGCUUGUUUUUGGAGGACUUGCAGGGGAUGCUGAUUGCCUUAGACCUGCCUUCGCCAACCUGGUGCCCUCCAGAUGUUUUGGACACCAACUCCCAUUGGGACUGGUGGGAGUUUUAGUCCAAAACAUACAAGUUAGUGAAAGCUGCCUUAGAGCAUCUGCAGUCUUGUUCCAGCUUCUUUCUCAACCACGAUGGCUUUAACAUGAGUAGUUUUCUGCUCUGCAGUGCUGUCCCUGAUUGGUCAUCUAAAAACGGCUUCUGGUCUUAGUUGUGUAUGUGUCGAAAGCAGUAGCACACCACGGGUCAGUGAUGAUCUAACCUGUCUCGUGAGGACACCCCCUCCCUGCUCUCCACCCUCCCUCCAAAAAUCGGCCGUCAUCCAGCCAAAGUGAGUUCCUUUUUGAAAAAACCCUCUUUAUCUUAUGGCCCUUCCCUAAAAGCAAAAUAAGAUUCUGGUCCUUGUGGUUCUGAAUAAAGGGUCUAAUUAAACGGGAGCAGCUUUUGCUCUCUUGCGCGGCCACUUGAAAGGGGCCCAGCUUGGCAGGCUCUCCGCCCUCUUGUCCUUAUUUCUUCCUGUUGAUGAAGCUAUUCCAAAAUGAAGCAUUAAGGAAUGAGCUUAAUCCCCCCCCCCAGAAAAAACCUGUAGUAAGUUGUGUUAGCCUGUUACGACUCAUCUCUUAGUAAUCAAGCAUUGUGAAUAUUUUAGGAUUUUUUAAGAUUGCUUUAAAUGCCUUGGAAUUUAAAGGAGUGGAGCGAGGGGGAAGGGAAGGUCUAGAAUGUGGGACAGGAAAUACCUUGAUUUAAAGGUUGAUAGGGGGAAACAGCAAGGAGUUAAAGUUACUGGGCAUGUUCAGCUUUGGAAACUAAAGAGUUUUAAAAAGAAAUUAUUUCUGCUGCUCAUUUUAUAUGCAUAGUCUGAUACGCAUUCACAUGCUUGUGUGUAUUUGCCUUUUUCAAGGAAAGGACAUUUGACAGGUGUCUUGUGACAUUGUCUGUUGAGGAUUCUUUUCUCUCUUUUUAAGCCGCAUAUUGGGGGGAGAACGAGGUGGAAGCAUCCUGAGGGGGUAAACGUGGACUUUAGGCUGUAGGAAGAGGGGGAAACCAUUUUUGAAAGCUCUGCUAUGUUUUAAAAAGCACCUUGUGAAUCAUCAUCAUCCUUCAUCUCAAGGAGAAACAUUCUAGCUCAGAUCAGUUUUUGUAUUUGGAAGCAAGCCUUUUUUCCCUGUCAAAGAGUGUUAAAAUUAAAUGUGGGAUCCUAUUUGUGUUCAGUACCACCGGUUUGACCACCUUCAGGACUGUACCACCUCAUUCUACCCCAUGACUGAGUAGCAAAAUUUGAGAUCUUUCUUAAUGCUUGUCCCCUUUCCCUAGAAAGAUGAUGUGGUUCCAGACUUGUUUAGUACAUAGGCAUUCCUCUAGUGAAUUUAUUUUGCCCCUCUGCUUGCUCUCGUACAUAAAGGGCUGCUUCACAUGUAAUGGCAAAUGCUAGUUCAGCCAUUGUGAUAGUGCAUUGGGAUCAUGCACAUUCUGAACUGGGCAAACUAUGGUUUUCAGGUGCAAGGGAUGGGGAAUCUGUGGCCUUCUGGAUGUUGGACUCAAACUCAUCUUCUUCAGCAAGCAUGGUCAGUGGUUGGGAUGAUGAGAUUUGUAGUCCAACAGCAUUGGCAUGGGAGGGUUACAGAUUCCCCAUCUUUCGUGUAUGCCACAGUCUCCCUGGUCUGAACGUAACAGGAAACUAUGAUUUGGCUGAACCAGGGAGGGAGGAAAUUGGAGCACAUGAUGUUGAGGCACAGCCACGACAGCUAAACUGGGUUGGCUAUUAAUGUGCGAAUCAAGAUAGUAUCUGUCCCAGAAACUGAUGCUAAUGCAUUCAUCUCUCUCUCAAGAAAGGUUUUACCCACAGCUCAGUAGUGGUCUAGCCAAGCUUCCAUUUACUCCCAAGUGUCCUCCUUAGAAUGUUGAACAGAACUGUGCCAAACACCAGGUACCCUCCACAAACCAACGGAACCAUUUUUCUGGUACUCCGUUGAGUGACUAGUUCUCAGUUUGCUCCUUUUAUAGCUCUAUCAUAACGUUUUGAGGUUUUAUAAUAUAAGCUGAAAAUAAAAAAAAUUUAAAAAUUGUAAAAACGUGCUAUUUCAAGGUUGUUGGUUUUUUAAAAAAACUUUGUAAUCUUAAUCCUCAGGGGAGUUUUGUAACAAAUAAUGUUUGAGCUAUUAAAAAAAAAAGGUGUUGCUCAAUA
Molecule: messenger RNA, 4210 nt
Organism: Rhineura floridana
Lineage: Eukaryota; Metazoa; Chordata; Lepidosauria; Squamata; Rhineuridae
Product: zinc finger protein with KRAB and SCAN domains 3-like
Exons: 4
Coding region: 369-1832 (487 amino acids)
Source: RefSeq, a predicted model, not a curated record